AUUUGGGUAAAAAUGAGACUGAGCAAAGUGAAUUCAAUCUUUCACUGUGCUUGUGCUUGACUGGUGCAACGAAGUCAAAGCGAAGAAGUCGAUAGUAAAAGAGAACGACAAUCUUGAAGGACGACGAUGUAUGUUUUUUUUUUUUUUCCAAAGAAAAGGACCCUCGGAGUUUUCACCAUCUUCCACGGCCGAGGAAGUCACCAAUGGGAUCGAGGGUUCUGAUCUCACUGCCAUUGUCACAGGUUAAUCCAAUUUUGAAUGGGUUUUUCUUGGAGGGAAGGAGGGAGUUUGGGUUAUUAACCAUCAAUUGAUCUGAUGGUGGUGCUGAGCCCAAAUGAAUUGCAGGGGCAUCAAGUGGAAUCGGUGCUGAGACCGCCCGUGUUCUCGCACUUGGUGGAGUAAAUGUCGUGAUGGCCGUCCGGAAUAUGGCCGCUGGCCGAGACAUCAAAGAAUCAAUUCUGAAGGAAAUCCCAAAUGCCAGAGUUGAAACCAUGGAGUUAGACCUCAGUUCGCUUGUAUCCGUGAAACAAUUUGCUGGGGAAUUUGUUUCGUCCGGUCGUCCAUUGAAUAUUCUUAUGAAUCAGGGAACUCCCUUUCAGCUAUCCAAGGACAAUAUAGAAUUACAUUUCGCAACGAAUCAUUUAGGUCAUUUUCUUUUAACCAGUCUUUUAUUGGACACCAUGAAGCAAACAUACCAAGCAACUAAGAAAGAGGGACGAAUUGUGACUGUAUCAUCUGAGGGUCACCGGUGUACAUUUCGUGAAGGUGUUCGUUUUGAUAGAAUCAAUGAUCCAAAAUGGUACAUCAGCUUCUUAGCAUAUUUCCAGUCCAAGAUUGCAAAUAUACUACAUGCCAAUGAGCUUGCCAGACGCUUAAAGGAAGAUGGAGUAGAAAUAACUGCCAACUCAGUUCAUCCUGGAGUAGUUACAACCAAUAUGUUUCGUCAUCUAGGCAUUUUUGAAGGGAGCUUCAACAACUUGCUAUGUAGCCCUGCAUCCACGAGUAAUGGGGAUAAGUGGCGAGUAUUUUGUUGACAACAAGUUGUCCAAAGCAAGCUCGAAAGCCGUGGACAUGGAUUUAGCCAGGAGGCUUUGGGAAUUUAGCAUGAAACUAGUCAAGCAACAUUUGGAUGACUCUCCUGAUGGACCUAAUCAGUGAAGACUGAACUGAAGCGCUCAUUCUGAUUGAACAAAGACUCAAUCCGUUUUGAUUGACCCUUAGCCCUUCAACAACAACCAAACAUGAAGCUUUUGCCUUGUUCAUAUUCGUAAUCCUCAUGCAAAUUGCGAGGAAACAAGUCCGUAAUUUGCUUUUAAUGAAUUUGGCCGAUUGUUGAAUCCAACUUGGUAUACCAUUUGGCACAUUGAAUGGAUCAUUUUUGUGAUGAAGUUUUCUUUUUUUGUAGACUUGGCAUUUAUUCAAUUAAUUGUGGAUUGCAGAGUGCCGGUACAUAGUUAAAUGUUUGUCGACCAUAUUUUCAUGAAGCUAUUAAUACAUUUGAUGUGAUAUUCCAAC
Oldenlandia corymbosa var. corymbosa is the source of this 1515-nucleotide messenger RNA. The record is from the annotation of a GenBank genome assembly. NCBI's taxonomy places the organism in Eukaryota, Viridiplantae, Streptophyta, Magnoliopsida, Gentianales, Rubiaceae.